Messenger RNA from Mollisia scopiformis, 1944 nucleotides. RefSeq lists its product as uncharacterized. Bases 152 to 1699 code for a protein of 515 amino acids. The record is from RefSeq and is a predicted model, not a curated record. The transcript has a single exon. NCBI's taxonomy places the organism in Eukaryota, Fungi, Ascomycota, Leotiomycetes, Helotiales, Mollisiaceae. Gene Ontology annotation, cellular component: RNA polymerase II transcription regulator complex; nucleus. Gene Ontology annotation, molecular function: DNA-binding transcription activator activity, RNA polymerase II-specific; transcription cis-regulatory region binding.
CUUUCACCUCCCUCGACUUCCCUUCUCGAAGCCUUCGUAGCCGUCGUAACUCUUUCGCUACCCCAUCUUCAAUUGAUGGUCUUAAUUCAGCCGCCGGUGAUUGCAUGAAGCCCCUGAGACGGUUUUGAAUUUUAGGACUCGAUUUAGCGAUAUGGCAUCUCCUGCAGUAUCCACGUCGUCCUCUGCAGGCUCCCCUGCUGCUAUUGCACCAGCACCUCCUACCCUCGCCAUCAAGGCCGCAACCCCGUCAACUUCGAGUGCGAUCCCCUCGGGAAGUGGUACAUCAACUCCAGGUAUGAUCACACGGAAGGAAUGGGUGAUCCCGCCACGGCCGAAGCCAGGCCGAAAACCAGCAACAGAUACCCCACCUACAAAGAGAAAGGCACAGAAUCGAGCUGCGCAACGAGCCUUCCGAGAGAGAAGAGCUGCCAGAGUUGGAGAACUCGAGGAACAAUUGGAGGAGACGAAGGAAGAGACACAGAAGAGAGAGAAUGAUUUGAGAGCUAUGAUUUCGAAGCUCGAGGCAGAUGUAGAAAGAUUCAGUGGCGAGGUGAAUUCUUGGCGACUACGUUGUGAUACUCUUGAUCGCAUUGCAGAAUACGAGAGGAGGGAGAAAGAAGCUGCCCUGGCCGAGUUGGCUUAUCUCAGGAAUGGUUCACGGACUACUGGCACAGAUGCUGUUCCUCUUCCUCCACGGCAUUUACGGCAGCAAGAACCGAAAGUCCCAGAGCCACAACAACAAUUCGUCCCCGAACCAGAACCUGCUUCACUAGGAUGUGGAGGAUGUACGUCGUCGACCAACUGUGCUUGCGUUGAGCAAGCAUUGGCUAUAUCUCAAAACGGAUGUGGCAAGUGUACUCCUGAUACUCAUUGCGAGUGCUUGGAGGAGACAAUCAAAUGCACGGACUUGCCUACACCUCUUGAGCUUAAGAGGUCACACUCGCCGUCCACAGAAGAGUAUGCCGACAAGCGUUUACGUUCUAAAGAUCCUUCUACACCCCUUGAGAUGGAUUUCACAGCACAAUUCUCCAAGCCUGCUAUCAACGUACCUCCCGAGCCAGUUGUUAUUGCAAGGCCACAUGGCGAAUCAUGUGGAUUCUGUGAAGAGGGAACUUAUUGCAUGUGUGCUGAGGCUGCUGCCGCCCCUGCUGCCAAUAAUGAAAGAGACCACGAGAACCGACUUGCACCUCUCCUGAACGCAGUCACUCCCCCACCUUCAGAUUCUGACGUUGAUGGGACUGCUAUCAAGCUGCCUUCUCUACAGCCGAAUCCAAUACAUCGUCCACUUACUGCUUCAGCACCAGCCAGCUCAUGUGUCAAUGGACCAGGAACAUGUCAGCAAUGUCAAGCAGAUCCAAAGUCGGGGCUGUUCUGUCGCUCUCUGGCAGCUCUCCGGGCGUCAUCAACUUCAGGUGUGCCCGAAGGUUGCUGUGGUGGGAAUGCCGGUGGAGGAGGUUGUUGCAAGUCCUUACCAACUGCUGCACCAUCUGAACCUCCUCCAAGUCUGUCAUGUGCUGAUACAUACAAGACACUUGCUACGCACAAGAACUUUGACCAAGCAAGCGAUGAAUUGAGCACUUGGCUUGGCAGGCUGCAUGCUACCCCGCCUGCUCAUCCUGGGAGGGCACCAAUGGAAGUUGAAGCCGCGAGUGUCAUGGGCGUAUUAAAGCUCUUUGACAGGAGAUUUGGUCGUGGAUGAUUACGAAAGGCGGACCCAUUAAGAAAGUAUAUAUGUUGUGUCAAUAUAGCAUAGCUCGCAAGGUUUUUCAAACCUCGGCGUUGAGUUUUGGAGUCUUGUUUUGGAAUACCUGCUCAUAGCAAAUCAAUCAUAGCAUUUGGAAGUCAUUGCAUUGGAAGGUCGGUGCUCUCCGCUUAUGGAAAAGGGCGUCUUACUGGAAUGUCAAGUACAUGUAAAUACGAAUUAUCAAAACAAUCAUCCCUUGG